Molecule: messenger RNA, 2716 nt
Organism: Vitis vinifera (wine grape)
Lineage: Eukaryota; Viridiplantae; Streptophyta; Magnoliopsida; Vitales; Vitaceae
Product: serine/arginine-rich splicing factor RS41
Exons: 6
Coding region: 1727-2404 (225 amino acids)
Biological process (GO): mRNA splicing, via spliceosome
Cellular component (GO): nuclear speck
Molecular function (GO): RNA binding
Source: RefSeq, a predicted model, not a curated record
UAACGACGCCGUUUUGACGGAUCAACGUAUUCAUGGAUCACUUGUUGCCGGUCAGUUUCACCUUUCCAACCCUCCAAUUGUCCCCUAAAAACUAUGGUCUCGAAACGGCGUCGUUUAGGAAGUUUGGAAUCUUUGGAUUUACAUAGACGUUGCUGAUCUCCAAAACCCUCAUUCCGGAGUUGGUCGUUCCGCUGGAAAGCUUCAAAGGAUCAAGAGAGAUUGUCUUGUUGGGAACUCAAGGAAUAUGAAGCCCAUCUUUUGUGGCAACCUUGAGUAUGAUGCACGUCAGUCUGAUGUUGAGCGACUGUUCAGAAGAUAUGGGAAGGUUGAUAGGGUGGAUCUGAAGUCCGGUUAGUUGUUUUGCUGCUUGAGUUAGUUUUUCCUUUUACUUUAAAUCCUGUAAAAGUUUUGUUGUUUCAAAUUGAUAGUUGUCUUGUCCUUCAUUACCAUAUCAGUGUCUAUUGGCUACCUUUAAAUCUUGGUUUUUGUCAUUACUUUUGUCAUUUACUGUGGUUGGAUGUCGAAGCCACCUAUGGCAGCAAGCUGUUACAAUUAGAAGCAUCAACCAGCUCUUGGUUUCGGCUAAUGGUUUUAGUAAUGUUCAAUUUUGGAUUUAUGAGCGUAUGGUUUCAGCAUUAAGGAACGAUCAUGAUUUUGCAGUAAUGUAGAAAAUCUUGGACUGGUUUGUGAAUGAAGUGUCGUUUUAUGACACCUUAUGUUGAGAUACUUUGUGUUGAGAAGAACUGAACAUUAUUAUACAUGCGUAUAACAUCUGGUGGUCCCUACUAGAUAGAAGUUCAUAAUAGAAUGCAGAUUAUAAGAUUCUGCAGUGGGUCCUACAGGGACAAAGCAAUUCAACAUGGGAUUGAUGCCCUCGUACAAAUGUGGGAGCUUUCUACUUUCUCUGGUUCCUCCGUUGCAUGGCUGCAACAUUGUUCAGACUACACGACACAGCAAUUAAAGUGCCUUCUCUUGUUGAGUCCUAAUGGGGUUUCAGGAUAUAGCUAAUAAAGGGGAAAUUAUCAUGUACAACCAUUGAAAAAAUAAUCUUUUUAAAACGAACUCAUUGACCCUUUUUCCUAUCAGUUAGACCACAUGAAGAUGAAAAAUUCCAGUUACAUUUAUUUUCUUAAUUCUGUCUGUCGAUCAGUGACCUUUUUGUGGUGAAAAAAAUAAAAUUGUUUUGCUCCUAAAACAGCAUUGCAGAUAUGCCCUGUUGUUGUCAAUGGAAGGACUAAAAUGCUCAUAUAAUUUGUGCUCUCCCUCGUGGCUGUGGAUUUUGAAUAUACCUUGAAAUUUGCAUCUAAUUUCAUCCUUUUCAGCAUAGAUGUUAAGGAACAUACUAUCUGGCAGCCGCUAUGGAGAGGUCUGAGCUAAUAGUUAAAAGGGUCAACAUGUUUUUUGAAAUAAUUAAUCUUUAAAUGGUUGUAUCUGUCAUUUUCCCUUUAAGACAACAACUCUUUUGUUGAAGCAUAAAACCCCCAUACUCAACAAUUUCUUUGACGCAGGAUUACUUGGAAUGCCCAUGCUCUUAUUGGAUGGAUGGGCCCUUCUGCAUUUCUUUUCUAGCAUUUGCCCAGACUUCGCCUUCCUGUGUUUUUCUGGAAGAACCAAUCUGAUCUGCAAUGGCACUACCAUCCUACAUUCCCUGAGACACCAUUGCCUUUUCAUUCCUCAUGACCUUUGCUCAGUCCUCAAUUUCCGACAUGUUUCAACAUAGAAAUCAAUGCUGAUCUCGCAGCCAGUGGCAGGAUUUGCUUUUGUUUAUAUGGAUGAUGAACGAGAUGCAGAGGAUGCAAUUCGAAGACUUGACAGGACAGUAUUUGGCAGAAAGGGGCGUCAACUUCGUGUUGAAUGGACAAAGCAAGAACGAGGGAUUAGAAGGCCUGGUGGUUCAAGAAAAUCUUCAGCUAAUAUGAAACCCUCAAAAACCUUGUUUGUGAUUAAUUUUGAUCCAAUUCAUACUCGGACCAGGGAUCUGGAGAGGCACUUUGACCUAUAUGGGAAAAUAUUGAACAUAAGGAUCAGAAGGAAUUUUGCAUUCAUUCAGUUUGAAUCACAGGAGGAUGCCACCAAAGCAUUGGAUGCAACAAACAUGAGCAAGUUCAUGGAUCGGGUUAUUUCAGUAGAAUAUGCGGCUCGAGAUGAUGAUGAUGAUAGAAGAAAUGGGUAUAGCCCUGAAAGAAGAGGACGUGACAUGUCUCCUGAUAGGAGAAGUCAUGAUCGAGGGCGAUCCCCAAGUCCAUACCAUAGGGAUAGGGCUAGCCCAGACUAUGGGCAUGGAGCAAACGCAAAUUCCAGGUCUGAACCGCGAGGAAGCCCUAACUAUGACAGAGAUGAAAGCCCAGUCAAUGAGAGAUACCACAGCCGAUCACCCCCACCACGUGAAAGAUCCCGAUCUUGAGAAGACACAGAAGGGGGGCUCCAGGGUGACUGAUUAGUGGGACAUUUCUGUCCUUAAAACUUUGUUACGGCCUCUGAUUUUCAGGGCCUGGUUGUUCAACUCAUAUACGUGUCCUAAUGACGAUCAUUAAGAUUUUGAACUGUGACACGCUUCUGAACUUGUAGGUGUGAUGUUUCUUGUAUUAGUUCUGGUUCCUUGAACUUUCAUUCUCCAUGUUUUGAAUCCUUAAGGGUUUUGAGAUUUCAUUAUUUUAAAGUUUAAGAACAAUCGUCUUAGGAGGCUCAGUGGCUGAAUUGAAAUUUUCUUCUACAA